AUGGAGCCGGGAACCUGCUUAACUGUACAGCUGUCCUGACCAGCUCUCCACAGCAAUACUUAUAUGCCAAUGCAGUUACUUAUCUGUGAUUGUGUGGCAAAUGUAGCACGCGUAGCUUGUGAGUGUUUUCUGGGGUUGGGAGGUUACGAUAGUAGGGGAAGCUGUCCUUAUGCGACGAUCUCAGGGAACGAAAGGUUAAUUUCACAAUCAAUUUGGAAAGUAACUUAUUACAAAGGCAAAAAUGGAAGGACUUGAAACCAGUUUUCAGGUCCUUCAUCCACAAAGGAGAAAUCCAAAAUGGUACGUUCACAUCGCAGACUUUGCCAACAUGCUGAAGGCUUUCAUUGGCUCCAACUAUCUGUCCAUUGCCUUCGCCUUCCACCAGAGUGGCCUUGUGCCAGGGGUGGUGUGCCUGGUUCUGAUUGCCAUAGUCACUGACCACUGUUGUCACAUGAUCGUCAAGUGCAAGUAUAAGGCGAUCGACGUCGUAGUGGACACACAGUUGCAAGGAGAGCCCGGAAUCACGAACGCUGGGGACAUCGUCAUCGAAAAUGCCUUAAGUGUUGAAAUACGAGAAAAGUUGCUUAGGAAUCUAUCAUAUGGAGAUGUAGGGAAAAUAAUUUAUGGAAAAUGUGGUCUGUACUAUGUAAACUUUUGUUUAUUUAUUACACAGUUUGGAUUUUGUGUAGCUUAUUUCAUAUUUGUUGGCAAUACCAUUCGAGCCAUAUUUCCAUUUCAUAUGUGCAAUUUGAUAAACAGCACGUACGUAUGUGGGGGAAACAGACAAACUUUUAACCACAAUUACAACUUUCCAUCUACACAAGACGCACAGUCAGGGAGAAACAACUCUCUAGCAAGCUCAGGGAGACAUGUUUACGAGGCUGAUCCAGGAGCAGAUUCCCACUCAGUGUUGGAUUUCGUGGAACUGGAUAAGAACACAACAGGCUUGAAUGUCACCAACAUCACUACCAUCUCAACAUCCAUACUCACCUCCACAGCUCCAUCGCUCAUGCUAUUGGUUUUGUUGCCUUUACCAGUUUUCAUUGGAUUUUCCUACGUGAGAAAUGUACGUCAUCUUGGCGCAAUCAGUGUAUGGGCAAACAUCUCAAUUUUACUUGGAGCCAUUGCUGUAAUGAUUUACCUGGUUGCAGAUUUCAGCGUUAGUUCCUCAUUCAGGCUCUACAACUGGGCCGAGUUGCCCAUAUUCUUUGGACUUGUCACCAGCGCCUUUGAAGGAAUCGGCACGAUUAUUCCCAUUGAAUCCAGCAUGGAGGGCAACAGGCACAACUUUGGCGCAUUCCUGCAUGGUGCAGUUGGCUGCCUGUCUUUUGUUCUGUUGGCAUUUGGUAUUUUGGGCUAUCUGAAGUUUGGGGAGUCAACAAACCAGAUGAUCAACACCAACAUCCCUUCCACCAGCUGGGUAGGAAUAGCCGUCAACAUCUGCCUGUGUAUCGGGGUCAUACUCACGUUCCCUCUCCAGAUAUACCCUGUGAUAGAGCUGGCAGAAAUCUACACAUUCGCUGAUGGGAAAUGUUGUGGGCCCAAAAAAGUGACACCUCCUAAAAAUGCUGAUGAUUAUGGCAGCGAGGGUUAUGGCGGUAGUGAGUACACUGACCAGGAUGCACUGCUACCCUCGAGCUCAUCCAGCACAUCCCCCGUCCCAGUAGCGACCGUCAUCUCCAGAGAGGUGUCCACCCUGAAGCGGAAUGUGAUGCGGAUGUUUAUAGUGCUUACAGCUGCUGGCCUGGCUGUCCUCUUCCGAGACAAAUUCGCAUAUAUUGGUGCUUUUACUGGUGCAAUUGGGAGCUCAGCACUGGCCUACAUCCUGCCAUGCUUGUUUUACAUCAAGCUGUGUGGCCCCACCAUGCCCUGGUACGUCAAGGCCAAGAACAUCAUCAUCAUCAUCAUGGGCAUAUCGUGCAGUGUUAUCAGUCUGUACUCAACCAUCAGAAAUUUGGUUGAUGGGAAGAAAUAGUCCUUGGAGCCUUGUUUGCAGUGAAAGGUCAGGUAUUCCACCAGCCAGCUGAUACCAGCUGCUGUGUUAUGGAGGUCCUCAAGUCUAUGUCUUUCACAGAUACUGAAUAAUUUCUAUUCAUAUUUUUUCAAAUACAGUAAACUUUACCUAUAAUGAAGCCAGAGGGACCACUGAUUUUAGUUUGUUACAACCCUGUUUUGUUAUAACCCUAUUUUACAACCCUAUUUGUUAUAACCCUAAUUUACAACCCUGUUUUGUUAUAACC
Molecule: messenger RNA, 2240 nt
Organism: Haliotis rubra (blacklip abalone)
Lineage: Eukaryota; Metazoa; Mollusca; Gastropoda; Lepetellida; Haliotidae
Product: proton-coupled amino acid transporter 4-like
Exons: 9
Coding region: 242-1975 (577 amino acids)
Biological process (GO): amino acid transmembrane transport
Cellular component (GO): vacuolar membrane
Molecular function (GO): amino acid transmembrane transporter activity
Source: RefSeq, a predicted model, not a curated record